Puma concolor (puma) is the source of this 2280-nucleotide messenger RNA. The record is from RefSeq and is a predicted model, not a curated record. NCBI's taxonomy places the organism in Eukaryota, Metazoa, Chordata, Mammalia, Carnivora, Felidae.
AUGGGGAACACAGGGACAGGAGUGGCCCUCUCUUACCGUGCUCCCGAACCCACUGGCUGGAGCCUCGACUACACCCUGCCAGCGUCCGGCAUUUGGGCGGCGAAGGUACAGGUGCAUAGGAGCAUCUCUGUGGAGCAGGCGCUGGUCCGGGAGCUGGAUUGGGUGGCGGACAGGACAGACAGCACUGCCGGACAGAGCUCGUGUUCCAUAGGAGGGCAAGCCCGACACAACAUGCAGACCAAUAAGAUCUGCGUGGGUUCUCCCGCCUCCCCACCCUGUGUCCCCGGGGACACCCUCCCAGAGCCCUGUUGGCUGAGACGGUUUGUCGUCCCAGGGCACUUGCUGGAUUUGCUGAGGACUCGAGGGAAGAAUGGAGCCAUUGCCUUCCUGGAGAGCCUCAAGUUCCACAACCCUGACGUGUACACCCUGGUCACCGGGCUGCAGCCCAAAGGGGACUUCAGCAACUUCAGUGCGGAGAAGCAGCCUGGGAUGAUGAGCCCAUCUCCAGCUGGUCAACCAGCUGGCCCUCGACAUCCUGACCGCGAGGAGGAGCCUUAUUCCCCACUGUACCUGCUGAAGCAAGAGCUAGAACGCGAGAAGAUGUCUUCUUCCCACGAGCGGGACUGUCGAGAGCGUUCCCCGCAGAUGGCCGACGGCCUGGGGCCCGGGGACAAGGAGCUGACCCGCCUGAAGGAGGAGAACGAGAAGCUCCGGUCGCUGACGUUCAGCCUGGCGGAGAAGGACAUCCUGGAACAGAACCUGGACGAGGCCCUGGAGGGCACACAGACGCUGGUGGAGCGUAUCCACUCCCUGAGGCAGCGGGCCGUGGCCGCCGAGAGGCAGCGGAAGCAGUACUGGGAGGAGAAGGAGCAGACCUUGCUGCAGUUCCAGAGGACUAAGGUCGACUGUGACAUCUACAAGGAGAAGAUCAGCGCCCUACAGGGCCAGUUGCUGGAGCUGCAGCGAGAGCGAGACCAGGCCUACUCCGCGAGAGACGCGGCCCGGAUGGAGAUUUCUCAGAGCCUGACAGAGAAGGACGCCCUCCGCAGGAAAGUGUUUGAACUGACAGACCAGGUCUGGGAGCUGCGCCAUCGGCUUCACCAGCCACAGGCCGAGUCCCUGCGAGGGGUGGAUUACGAGGCAACGGAGCCCUCGUUCAAGGCCACCCUGGAGGACACAACUCUGGAGCAGGCCGUCGGACUUCUCCAGAGGGUGAACGGCUUCUGCUGCCUGUCUGUGAAGGUCAACGUGGAGGGUUAUAAGAAGUUGGUCCAGGACCUGGAGGCCAAAGUGGCUACCUCGGGGGACUCCUUCUAUAUCCGGGUCAACCUGGCCCUGGAGGCGAGGGCGGUGGGGGAGCUUCAGGUGCAAUGCAACGACAUCCUGCAUGUCACCGACACCAUGUUCCGGGGCCGCGGCUGCUGGCACGCCCACCGCGUGGGCCCCUAUAGCACGAAGGGCACCGAGAGGGGCAGCAUCCCCAACUAUGCACGGGCUCAGCAGCUGCUCAUCGCUCUGAUCCAGCGGAGCACCAUCGCCCGCAAGCAGUCUUCUGGGGGAGCCCAGAAGCUGGUCCGCAUCGUCAGCGUGGACAGAACCAAGGCCAGCCCUGUGUGCUCGUCCUCUGAGGGGGCCCUGUCGGAGCGCAGCAAGCCAGAAGAGCCCUCCACCACAUGCUUCUGGGCCGAGACCUGCUUCACCCUGGUGCCCUACAGCCUGGUGCGUCCCCACAGGCCCAGCCGGCCCCGGCCCGUGCUCUUCGUGCCCAGGGUGGUCGGCAGGAUCCUGAGCGAGAAGCUGUGUCUCCUCCAGGGGUUUAAGAAGUGCCCAGCAGAGUACUUGAGCCAGGAGGAAUACGAUGCCUCCAGCCAGAGGGGGGACAUCAUCCAGGAGAAGGAGGCAUCCGGUGGCCGCUACUGGGUGACCCUCAGGGCCAUUGAGUCCCUCAUGGAGAAGAACACCCACGCCCUCCUGGACGUCCGGCUGGACAGCGUCCGUGCCCUCCACAGGUCGGAGAUCUUCCCCAUCAUCGUCCACAUCUCCGUCAACGAGAAGGCGGCCAAGAAACUCAAGAAGGCCCUGCAGCGGCUCAACACCUCGGAGCGGCAGCUCCUGGAGGCGGGCAGGCAGGAGGAGGGCGAGCUGGACGAAGUGCCCUGUCUGUACAGCAGCCUGGCCCCCGAUGGCUGGAGUGACCUGGAAACCCUGCUCGGCUGUGUCCGCUUGGCCAUCGCGGACGAGCAGAAGAAGGUUGUGUGGACAGAGAAGAGCCCCCGCUGA